Humulus lupulus (European hop) is the source of this 1986-nucleotide messenger RNA. RefSeq names its product zinc finger protein ZAT5-like. Lineage: Eukaryota; Viridiplantae; Streptophyta; Magnoliopsida; Rosales; Cannabaceae. The record is from RefSeq and is a predicted model, not a curated record. Bases 47 to 1375 code for a protein of 442 amino acids. The transcript has a single exon.
CUCCUCCUUGCUUCCUCUCUACCCUUCAAUCUUCUCUCUCUCUCUUAUGGUUUCUCUGACUUGUGGCCUGUACGGAGAGAGAUCAACCAUGGAAGCUGCACCACCUCAAGAGGAAGUCAUCACCACAGCCUCCAACAAAGAGCAAUCCCUCGUCGUCAAGGGAAAGCGGACCAAGCGCCAAAGGCCACAGUCACCCCUCCCUUUUGCCGCCAUCGCCACUAACUCCUCCGCAGGAAACAGUGGCGGUUCCAGCGACAACGAUGACAACCCCCACCACCACAACCACAACCACCGCCACCAUAACCAAAACGACAAGCACUCGCAGUCUCCAGUCACCUCAGUCGAGAAUAUUCAAGGCAGCGCAGAGAAAGAGGAUCAAGACAUGGCCAACUGCCUAAUCCUCCUCGCUCAAGGCCAAUCCCGGCGCUCAUCGCCUACGCCACCGAAACAAGUAGAGUCUCCUCCGCCUCCUCCUCCUCCCCCUACUGAUGCCUCCGCCACGGCCAUCGAAGACGGAGGUGGCCUCGCGGCUUACAAUAAGCACAGCAACAGGAAAUUCUUAGAAGCUACGCAAGCGGCCGCCGCCGUAAAUAAGGCCGGCGCAGGGUAUAAUAAUUAUGCGUACGAAUGCAAGACUUGUAACCGAAGUUUCCCUUCUUUUCAAGCGCUCGGCGGCCACCGUGCCAGCCACAAGAAGCCGAAGAUCAUGGUGGCUGAUCAGACGGCGGAGAAUAAAAGGAAUCACUUGUUUGGAUCGCCAUCCGACGACGAAGAUCAAACGCAAUUCAAAACCAGUAACAAUAACAACAAUAAUUCGUCAACGGCGCUUUCUCUUCAACUGAGUAAUAACAGGAGUAGUACUAUUAAUAGUAACAAUAAUAAUUUGUACGGAAGCACUAAUUUCGUCAACAAGGCGAGUAAGGUCCACGAGUGCUCCAUUUGCGGCGCCGAGUUCACGUCCGGCCAAGCUUUAGGCGGCCACAUGAGGCGCCACCGUGCACCGGUGGCUGGUUCAACGACAAGUACGGCCUUGUCGUUGACUACUAGUGCUAAUAUUCCUCCUACUACUACUACUCAAUUGAUGUCGUUGGAUCAUCAUCAUCAACCCCAACACCAGUCUGAUCUUGAUCACGAACAACGACAACAACGACAACACCAUCGUCUUCAUCAACAUCAACAACACCAGACUAACAAAACAAGAAGCGUGCUGUCGUUGGAUUUGGAUCUCAAUCUUCCGGCGCCCGAGGACGAUCAACGGGAACCGAAAUUCGGCUUCGUUGCGAAGCAACAACAGCAGAAGCAACAGCAGCAGCAGCAACAACAAUCGUCCACACUUGUCUUCUCCGCCCCGGCUUUGGUGGAUUGUCAUUACUAAGAAGAAGAAGAAAAAGAAAAAGGUUACGAAUUUAUUUUUUAUGUUUAAAUAUUUUUUUUUCAUCAACGUUUGUGUCCCACGAUUGAUCUUUAAGUCUCAUUAUAUGUGAAUUACUAUACCGUAAAAAUUUUUAUUACUUCUUUUUUUUGUUUUUUGGGGACACUUUUUCUCAAUUUCAAAGUUAUAAGAUUCUUUUAAUUCUUUUAAGUUGAUGAUCAUAUUGUUGAUGGGCAAAUUGUUGCUAUUACACAUGGAGAACUUUCUCCACUUUAUUUUUCUUUAUUUGUUCAUAGCAAACACUCAAAUUGUGUAUUAUGAAAGGCUCAAUUGGCCAAUUCAUGAAAAGUGUAUGAUGGGGCAUCUUUUUUUAAUGCUUCUCGAUCAAUUAGUAUUUUAGUUUUUUUUAAAAAAAAAUACCAAUUGGGUAUUGUUCAUUCUUUCAUUUUAGCUUCUAUGAUAGAAAAUAACAAUUUUCGAAAAAGAAAUAAAAAAAAAGUUCCAUUGUUUCAAUUACAAGAAAGCCAGCUGCUUUCUCUCUCUGAUGUAAGUGACAAGAAUACAAUAAAAAAGUACAGUGAAAGGCAGUGAGUUUACUGCAAUUCCCACAUGAA